AUGAGCUCCCCUUGGGGUGGUAGCCCCACCUCGGCUAGCUCCCCUUGGGGUGGUAGCCCCACCUCGGCUAGUGAUGGGUCCACCUCGGCUAGCUCCCCUUGGGGUGGUAGCCCCACCUCGGCUAGCUCCCCUUGGGGUGGUAGCCCCACCUCGGCUAGCUCCCCUUGGGGUGGUAGCCCCACCUCGGCUAGCUCCUCAUGA
This is a messenger RNA of Gigantopelta aegis, 201 nucleotides long. RefSeq names its product transcription elongation factor SPT5-like. The record is from RefSeq and is a predicted model, not a curated record. Bases 1 to 201 code for a protein of 66 amino acids. NCBI's taxonomy places the organism in Eukaryota, Metazoa, Mollusca, Gastropoda, Neomphalida, Peltospiridae. The transcript is spliced from 3 exons.